AGGUUGUGAUAAAUCGUCUGCCGGUGGUGUUAUCCAGUGAUUCCCAGCUGCCGGAACCAGAACCAGAACCAGGCCCGGACAGAUAUGCGUUUUGCGACACCGGCGGCGGGGCUUCAUGAUGCGCGUGUGGAGGAGCUAUAACAAUGCUCAGCAGCCUAAAGCCAACCAACUCAACGAUGACUUUUUUUCUACUUAAUGGAUCUGAUCUGUACAGCUUGAGAGCCGAACAUGGGGCAGCGUGAAUUUAACCAAAACACAGCUAGCAUUAACGCUAGCUAACAGCAGAAUUUAACUUUCCGUUGCUAGCUAACUAGCUAGCUGACGUUAACCUGCGCAAAAGAAUCGGUAUGGUGGACUUGGGAUUCUUUGAAUGAAGGGGAUUCGUUACAUUACACCGCCUUGUAUUUGUCAGUUUGCCUGUUAUCGCUUUAAAAGUACUACUAAAAUGUUUCCAAAGGGAGUUUAGCGGUCGAGCUAACCCAUUAGCUACUGUGUUAGCCGGUGUGCUUCCUCUGUCGCCCCAAUGAAGGAAUACAAAGUUGUCGUGCUGGGAAGCGGCGGCGUUGGUAAGUCCGCGCUCACCGUUCAGUUUGUCACUGGCACUUUCAUCGAGAAAUACGACCCAACCAUCGAGGACUUUUACCGAAAAGAGAUCGAGGUGGACUCGUCGCCCUCUGUGCUCGAGAUCCUCGACACCGCGGGCACAGAACAGUUCGCUUCCAUGAGAGAUUUGUACAUAAAGAACGGGCAAGGCUUCAUCCUGGUGUACAGCCUGGUCAACCAGCAGUCAUUCCAGGACAUCAGACCAAUGAGAGACCAAAUAGUGCGAGUGAAGCGCUUCGAGAAGGUGCCAUUGAUCCUGGUUGGAAACAAAGUCGACCUGGAAUCUGAGCGUGAGGUCGCUGGAUCAGAUGGGCGUGCUCUGGCCCAAGAGUGGGGCUGUCCUUUCAUUGAAACCUCUGCGAAGAGCAAAACCAUGGUGGACGAGCUGUUUGCCGAAAUAGUCCGACAAAUGAAUUAUUCCACGUUGCCGGAAAAGCAGGAACAAUGCUGCACAGCCUGUGUGGUACAGUGAAGACAAGGAACCUCAUUUGUCAGGAUCACCACCAGGAUUUUGAUGAUUCAUGAACCUGGAGACGCAUUGACUUGAACCCUGCUGAUUGAACUUCCCAGGCUGGUUGUGUUUCUGCUAAAAUGAUGGUUUAAGACUUGUCUCUCACACAGCUUCUGACAUGAAAGAUGUCAGGCCUGUUUUUAAUAACUGUAAGAGAUGUUCUGCCACAACUUCAAUGGCCUUUGUGAUGAUCCAGGAUACAGCUGUACUUCAGCCAUACAAGAUGGACUGACUUACAUAGAGCUCGAAUGACCGUCAGUGAAUUUCAGAAUUUCACUGUUUUUCUUUUCCUUCAUUUAGCUGGAGGUAUUCAUGACACGCAAUGAGCAGGAGUAUUUAUGAGGCAGCAGUGUUUUCUUUUGUUUUUAAAGCUGUCUCAUAUCUUAUAUACUUUAUUAUAACUUUCAUUCUAUCUCAUGUUUGCAAUCUAAACAAGUAUUCACAACUCAGACACAUUUUUACUUUUAAGCAUGUGUAGUUCCAGGAGCUUAUGAACAGCCAGCGUGCUACCAAAUUUAUCCGCCGUUUCAUCAGAAAACCUUUUCUAACUCGCAUGAAGGAAACUUGUCACUUAAAACAAAAUAAAAACUUCUUUGGUCCAGGGCACACAUGCAAGAUAAACUAUAAUGGGGAUUAAAUGUCUUGUUUGACAUUGGCCAACUCUGGCUCUGUCACGGCUCCUGAAAUUAAAUGAUUGAUUAAUCUUUCUGCCACAUCCAUGUUCAUUGGGACAUGAGUUAUACAUCUGUGACUGCCUUUGCACAUGUGGAUUAGUUGUUCCGGUGCAACUUGUAUCAGUGAAGUGUCAUCAUCUCAUGUAGAUGUUUGAAUUCAAUCACAAUUGGGCACAGCUUGGUUUUAAAUGACACGUGGCAUUUGGUUAAAUGACAGUCCCCUCUGAAAUUAUUGGAAUGUCAAGGCCAAUUAAUUUGUUUUUGUUUUAAGAUCAGAAAUUUGACUGAGACUCAGCUUUUAGUUGCUGCCAUUUACAUCAGUUUGUGUGAAGCAACAUAGAACCUCUUGCAUGAGAAAACCCAUUUUUUGGGGGUG
This is a messenger RNA of Thalassophryne amazonica, 2164 nucleotides long. RefSeq names its product RAP2C, member of RAS oncogene family (gene rap2c). The coding region runs from base 524 to 1075 and encodes 183 amino acids. Lineage: Eukaryota; Metazoa; Chordata; Actinopteri; Batrachoidiformes; Batrachoididae. Gene Ontology annotation, biological process: negative regulation of cell migration; Rap protein signal transduction. The transcript is spliced from 3 exons. Gene Ontology annotation, molecular function: GTP binding; GTPase activity; GDP binding. Gene Ontology annotation, cellular component: plasma membrane. The record is from RefSeq and is a predicted model, not a curated record.